Messenger RNA from Nanorana parkeri, 1054 nucleotides. Its product is annotated as transcription cofactor vestigial-like protein 4. NCBI's taxonomy places the organism in Eukaryota, Metazoa, Chordata, Amphibia, Anura, Dicroglossidae. The transcript has 5 exons. The record is from RefSeq and is a predicted model, not a curated record. Gene Ontology annotation, biological process: negative regulation of DNA-templated transcription. Gene Ontology annotation, molecular function: transcription coactivator binding. Bases 14 to 790 code for a protein of 258 amino acids.
UAACGCAGCAGUCAUGGCAGUUUCCAGCCUUCAUUAUACAAUGGGGAUCUCUAGCGGAUUCAAAGUCUAUAUCUUGGAAGGGCAACACAGUGCUCGGAAUGUAGACAGGCUGAGGCCAUUAACCAACCAUGGAAUACCUGUGUACCCAAUCAAACGCAAACUCAGUCCGGAACCCCCGCGUUCUCCAAAGAGACUUUCAACAUCCAACUCUCAGAGCAGGGUAAAGGUGACCUCUUCAGCAGUGUGUCAGAAGCCUGCACCAAGAGAGCCUUCCUCAGGACCAUUCAGUCCUAAAGAGUUUGCCCAUCAUCCUAUAACUUUGGAACAUGUUCUGAAGAGGUUGAUACCAGAACGAAAGCCCUUGGAAAGUAAGGAGGCACAGAAGAAUGAACAAGAUCAACCCUUGGCUUUGGUAAAGAGGUUGGAAAGACCCAGCAAGCAACCUAUUAUUUCUUCAGCAAUGCUGCAGCAGAAUCGACCCUCUGUGAUCACUUGUGUAUCUAGACCAAAACCCAUCUCUCCCCCUGCUACAAAUGAAAAAUCAACUCCACCACAGGAAGCAGAAGUUCACCGAUCACCCAGAGCCAGCUCACCUGACGUAGAAGAACAUUUCCAAAGGAGUCUCAAAUCUUGUGCCACCCAACAGAGUCUUAAAACAUCCCCACCACAUUACAUCCACAGCUCUGUUGAAGAUCACUUCUCUAAAGCUCUGGGGUCCAAAUGGCUCUUAAUCCGAGCAGCCGCAGACUCCGCCUCUUCAGCCGAAAUCAUAGCCAGACGCCAGCUCUGAGCCCAAACACGCCGGUUUUCGGACAUUUACUCUACCAGAAAUACCGCUGAUAGACUGGAGACAAUGGACUCUGUAUUACUAUGUAUUAUAUAUUUAUUGAUACUUUAUAUUGCUCCAUUAAAAUGGAUAUCUGAAGAAUUGGUGCAAGUUAUCAUCUGGGGAAGUGGAGGUUUUGGGAGUUUGCAUCUAAUGUUUGUAUAUCGGGUAAUCAUGUAUAUAUGAAAUUUGUUUUUUUAAUUAAAUAAAACUGACUUGUUUGUGUUU